AGUCAUGAAUCAGAGGUUUGAGGAUUUUAUUAUAUCCGUGUUUUUGGCAUCUAUAGAAGUACAAUAAAUAAGUGGAAAGUCCGCGGUGCGCUCUUGAGCUUACUACCUACAUUACCGAGUUCAACAAUUGAGACUGCUAUUUUAGAUUGCGGCAACGAAACAUCGAAAGUCAGCAGACAGAUACCAAGCCCAAUCAGAUGAGACACUGACAUGAUUGUUGUCAUUUUUCUUGUCGUUUUGGGACUUGGCUCUUGCAGUUCAUUUGAACUGCUUUCUUCCAGAAAUGAUUGUGGAUAAGAUGAACAAGGAUGGUGCUUACCGAUAUGCCUUUUCAACGACUUGAAAUGUUCAUAUUUGUAUCGUCAAUCGAAACCCGGGCAGUCGUAAAAUAAUGCGUUCGAAUUGAAAUUUCUGUUCCCAAUAUGGUAAUAGAUGUGCCGCUGCGACUCUUCCACAUAACCGCAAAUUUAUUCGCUGCAGACGUAUCCUACAACCAAACCGAUGACCGGAAGUACCUUCCGCUGGUCAUGUACCGGCACAAGCUGAUCCAGCGGCAGAAGCGCUGCCUGAUGGUCUACUUGUACAAUCGCGUCCAAAAGCUGAAGAAGGUCCGCUGGCAUCUGGGCGCCACGCUGCCUGCCGACAUCAAGGCCAACCUGAACGAACCGGAGCUCCAGUGGUUCAACAGCUAUUCGAAGAUUUUAGCCAACUACAUGAUGACGAUCGGCGACGGCCAAGGCCUGAAUCUAACGAACGAUAUCAAACCCCCGAAGUCGCUGUUCAUCGAGGUUCGCUGUCUGACCGAUUACGGUAAGUUCGAGCUGGAAAGCGGGGAAAUCGUCCUGCUGAAAAAGAACAGUCAGCACUAUCUGCCAAAGCUGCAGUGCGAGGCGCUGAUUCGCCAGGGAAUUCUUCAGCACAUUGUUUGAUAUAAAGCAAUUAUUGGCGGUGUGUUGGACUGUGUAAGCAAACGAAAGGAUUGAAUGAAUUUACAACAAUAAAUACGCUUAUUU
Messenger RNA from Wyeomyia smithii (pitcher-plant mosquito), 1013 nucleotides. RefSeq names its product DNA replication complex GINS protein PSF1-like. Gene Ontology annotation, cellular component: GINS complex. Gene Ontology annotation, biological process: DNA strand elongation involved in mitotic DNA replication; DNA replication. The record is from RefSeq and is a predicted model, not a curated record. Bases 423 to 929 code for a protein of 168 amino acids. Lineage: Eukaryota; Metazoa; Arthropoda; Insecta; Diptera; Culicidae. The transcript has 3 exons.